This is a messenger RNA of Penicillium cataractarum, 645 nucleotides long. Its product is annotated as WSC domain-containing protein. Gene Ontology annotation, cellular component: plasma membrane. NCBI's taxonomy places the organism in Eukaryota, Fungi, Ascomycota, Eurotiomycetes, Eurotiales, Aspergillaceae. The transcript has 2 exons. Bases 1 to 645 code for a protein of 214 amino acids. The record is from RefSeq and is a predicted model, not a curated record.
AUGCACACACAACACAUCCUCGCUAUUCUCGCCCUUGCGCUGCCCGCGUUCGUGAGCGCAGACGCCCCAUACACCAAGCUUGGCUGCUAUUCCGAGGUCCCGGAUAUAAAGAGCUACACCACAACUGCCUACCAGGCCUAUGGCGCAUGCCUGAAUAUGUGUUCUAAGGAUGGCUACAAGAUUGCCGCCCUGAGCAAGGGCAACCGUUGCAGCUGCGGCAACGCCGUACCCCCAAACUCGGCCAAGGUCAGCGAUGACCAGUGCCAGACGCCCUGUCCCGGAUACCCCACGGACCUAUGUGGCGGUGAUAACGCCUACAUGGUCCUUAGCACCGGUCAAUACGCCGUUGUUUCCCAGUCUGAUGGCGACGCUGCGGCGACACCAACUGCUGCCACUGCCGCUGGUGGUAUCGUCGUUGCUGCAACCAACGUCAACCCCUCCACCGUCCCAACGAGUAUCCUGACUGCACCGGGCUCCAUGAUUUCCAAGGCCGGAGUCACCGCAGCCUCCAGCUCUGCAGGCGUGGCCGCCACGGCUGCUAGCUCCAGCGCUGCGGCCUCGCAUACCGCCAACGCUGCCGUUUCUCUGCGCGGGGGUUCAUCCAUGGCUGGAGUGUUGGUUGCUGGUCUGGGUCUGCUUCUGUAA